Messenger RNA from Misgurnus anguillicaudatus (oriental weatherfish), 1772 nucleotides. RefSeq lists its product as uncharacterized. The record is from RefSeq and is a predicted model, not a curated record. Lineage: Eukaryota; Metazoa; Chordata; Actinopteri; Cypriniformes; Cobitidae.
GGUGGCCGAGAAGUGCGAAACAACAUUACAAUGUGUGAAACACUUUUACGAACCUCGAGACAAAUUUACAUUUUGGAAAACAUUUUUACGUAUCAUAAAACACAUUUACAUUGGGGAAAACACUUUUACCAAGGACGAAACAAAUUUACAUUUUAGAAAACAAAUUAACAAGACGCAAAACAGUUUUACCAGUCCCGAAACAAAUUUACAAUGACAGAUUCUAGCGGAAAGGGAAUGUACCACUCACCGGAACUGACGCUAUACCCACACACCGGAAGUGACGCGGUGACGUUGUGUUGUUGGUGGUAAGCGGCAAAUUCGGUUUGUGGUUGUGUAGUAAAUAGCGAAAAAAAAUUGGUGGGCGUACAGGUAGGACUGCGGCCGAGGUAUGUUUUGUCCAUUUUGUGGCCAACAUAUGAGCACCGUAACGCGGUUUUGCGUCACGUGUGGUCGGUGUUUGGAGUUUUUGAACGACACGGACCAGAUGGAAACACGGGACAUACUGAAUCAAUGUGUUCAAUAUUUUAACGAGGGCCACUCGUACGCUGUAAUCGUGGACAUGAUGUCAAGUCUACACGGUGUAAACAUCAGCUUGAGGACUCUUAAAAGUAAACUAAACGAAGCCGGGUUGUACCGCCGAAAGGAUUAUUCUUCUCCAAACUCCGUGUGUAACGCCAUCAGAUUGGAACUUCGUGGACCUGGACAACUAUUUGGCUACCGCACGAUGUGGCAGGUACUCAAACAAAAGUACAAUUUUCGAGUGAGGAGAGACGAUGUGAUGAAUUUGCUCCGGGAGCUUAACCCUCGAGGGUGUGAGAGUAGAACACGCAGAAGGUUUACAAGAAGAACCUACCACUCAAUGGGACCCAACUAUAUGUGGCACGCAGAUGGUUACGAUAAACUUAAGCCAUUUGGUCUGGCCAUAUCGGGAUGUAUAGAUGGAUUUUCACGUAAAGUAUUGUGGCUUGAAUGUGGACCAACAAAUAAUAACCCAACAGUGAUUGCUCACUAUUUCAUUUCAUGUGUGCAAAACCUCGGUGUCAUCCCUAUGAGACUGAGGACUGAUUGCGGCACUGAGAACGGCAUAAUGGCUGCAAUUCAAUGCACGCUACGCCACCAUCACAGUGACUACUACUCUGGCGCGUCCAGCCACAUGUACGGCUCAUCUAUAAAUAACCAGCGUAUUGAGUCCUGGUGGUCUAUAUUUAGAAAGGGAAGGUCUCAGUUCUGGAUGGAGUUAUUUGCAGACCUUAGAGAAGCUGGAUACUUCAACGGGAGUCAUGAGCAUCAGUGUCUAUUGAGAUACUGCUUUGGUGAUGUUAUUCAGAAGGACUUGGAUGAGUGUGUGAGACUGUGGAACAGUCACAGGAUUCGCCCUUCCAGAACAGCAGCGUGUCCAGGAGGAGUGCCCAAUGAACUCUACUACUUACCACACAGGUUUGGCUCGAGAGACUGCGGAUUUCAAAUUGAACAAACUGAACUGGAUGCCUUUCCUGAGGCUAGCCUGUCAAUAACUUCUUGUGGAGACCCAAACAUGCAGGAGUACUUGGACUUUGCCAUAGAACACAGUCAGUUACAGAAGCCAGAGAACUGGGAGUCUGCAUCAGAACUGUACAUGAAGCUAAAAGAAAUGGCUCAGCUAUGAAAUGAUCAAAAAAGGAGGGGUUUUUGUAGUGGUCGAAUAGUCCUCUCUGUCUGAACACAAUGUUUAUGAAUCUGUCACCCACAGCUUGAUUGUUUUAAAGUAUGAAGUAAAUUAUUCAAAAUAGCAA